AUCAGAAUCUCACCUUCGUAGACCUACAAAAAACCAAAAACUUUCUGAUUAUUGGCUUUCCUGGCAUUCAAAUUCGGUUUUGUAAUACUUUUUACAACGAGGCAUCGGCCGUGCUUUCAUCUUUCGUUUGCCAACAAAAGGAUACUCGUAGUUCCUCGCUUUUUCAGUGCUAUUAUUUUGGUGAUAUUUUAUUUUUCGCUUGAAAAUGGAGAAGAAUCCCAAAGGUGGCAAAACUAUGGCUCGCGGCGAACAGGCCCCUUCCGGCAUUGUCAAUCUUUCGCCGGAGGAAACCCGGCUACUAUCCGGCUCCCUAUUGCCGCCGCCUCCUGCUCCGCUCACAGAGGAGGCACUCCAGCAACUGGAUGAACCCGGCCAGCACAUGAUCUCCCUGAAGCCCAAGUUUUUACCCAAUCUAAAGAGCCUGAUGUUCCCCAAAAUGGUUUACGAGCAGGACAUGCGUCUGGUGAUCACGCCCCUGUUGACCUAUGGCCAUGAUCCGGUGGCCGCCUUGAGGCUGCGCGGAGCACGCUGUCCCAGCUUCGAGCUGCCCCCCGAUAUUUUUCCUCGUGGCGCACCCAUUUGGAAGAUCACAUUCCUGCCGGAGGAGCUGCUCCCGAUGGGGUUCGAUGCCGGUGGGGUCUUUGGAACCGGUGUCCUGGCCCGUAAAUAUUAUCCCACGGAUUUGUUGAAUGCCGAGCACAGGGGACAAACGCCGCCCCUGUUUAUAGGACAACGCAGCUCGAGAUAUAUCCUACACAAGGGGAUUCAAGGGUCACAGGCCAAGGGCAAUGGCAAUGGCAAGGCCAGGGGGCAGAUCCAGUCCCCACCCAAACGUAUCCAACCGCUGACACCGGCACCGCCGCCUUCGCCGGCCUACAAGCGCAGCAUACUGAAGCCCAGUGCCGCCGUUACGGCUCAGAUGAAUCGCCUCCUUGUCCUCCACAAUGUCUCUGUGAUCGAGAUGGUCGUUAUGCCGGUCUACCGCAAGCCACCGUCCUGCUAUCCCAAUGCCGUUCCCGUGCAGAUGCAGUACAACAUGUAUGCCCCGGAUCUUAGUAAGGUUAUCUUUGAGAUGCAGGAAAUUAAUCUAAUCACCGUGGCCGUCAUCUCGACCGUCCAUCAGCCAAACGUACCCGAGGUGGCGCUGUCCACCAUGGGCAACGAGUUCUGUCCCAGAUUCGAGCUGCCCGCGGAUAUAUUUCCUGUGGACACCAACCGUUUUGGGCCACGUUUCCUGCCCCUGCGCUUCCUGCCCGAUUUCUGUGAUGCUGGGUGCGUCUUUCCGCCGGGCUCGCUGCCUGACUCUGUGUUCCAGGGUGCCAUACGUACACACGUUGACCUGGAGCAGCAUCACUACUCGAUAACGCCGCCUUUGUUUGUGGGUCAUCGCAAGCAGGAAGUUGACAAAAUCGACUUGGUGGCCAUGCAGCUGAAGAGGCUGGCUUUGAGGAAUAUGGCAGCCGCUAAGCAGUACAAUCCAAACACCAGGGUACCCCUCCCCGAGAGCACUAAGCGCUCCAAUGACUUUAAGAUGUCGGCGGCCGCUGGCAAGCCCAAGGGUUUCGUCCUCAUCGAAUCGAGCCAUGUGCCAAGGGGCGCCAUCCGGACGGAUUUCUUUGGGGCCUUCCUCAUGGGUUGCUUCUUUAAGAUAAUACCCAAGAUUGAGUGUAUAUUUGCGUCUUCGUCUGAGGAUGAUGAAGAUGAAGAAGAGCCGGAGUUUCUGGAAGUCCAGGAGGAGUUCCAGGAAGCCCAGGAGUAUCGGGAUGCUGCGCUGAAAAUGGAUAGACCUAAUCAGGCUGGAGAGACGAAAGUUGAGGAAGUGGAAAUUGAGGAAGCGGAAAUUGAAGAAGCGGAAAUUGAAGAAGCAGAAAUUGAGGAAGCGCAAGUUGAGGGAGUCGAUGCGGAGUUUGAGGUUUACAUAAUUGAGGAACUCGAUGAUGAAGACGAUGAGGAAGUUGAGAUAUUUAUAAUUAAGGAUGCGGAAUUUGAGAAAUCCUUAGCAGAGGAGGCGGUAUCUAAGGAAGCUGAAGCUGAGGAAGUGGUGGCUGAGGAAGCGUUUGCUGAGGCAACGGAAGCUGAGAACACGGAAACUGAAGAAGCGGUAGCUGAGGAAUCGGAAGCCGAGGUCGAAGUCCAGGAUAAUUCCAAAGAUUACGAAACCGAAGAGUACGUAGCCGAAGAGUACGACGCGUCCGAGGGAGGUUACGAGGCAGAAGGGAUCGAGUAUGUGGAUUACGAGGAAGAUGACAGUGAGACCGAUGCGUACGCGGCUAAUCCUGAUGAGUGCGAGACGGAGGAGUACGACCCUGAGCAGACUAAGGGCUCUUCGCCCCAGAUCGAGUCCCAUCAGCAAGUACACUCCCUCAUCACACAGGCCAAGGCUAGAAAAUCCAAUCUGAAUGGUAAUUCCAAGAGAACUGGAUGCCCCGGUUGCACCAAGAUCUACAGCUACUUCACCGUCGACAGCAAUCUGGAUGAUAUUGCCGAGGCUGCCGGUGACCUGGCCACUGCCCGCUUCGAGGUCAUAGUCCAUCCCUCGGAUUUGCCGGGGAUAAAUGUGGAACGUGCCGUGGAGCAGUUCCGCCAGGUCCUGGAGUGCCGCAACGAGAUUCGUGCCAAAAUGACGGGUAAGCUAAAUGAGCACGCUGCCAAGAUGGAGUCGGUCAACAAGCUGAUUCUGGCUUCACCAGCCCCGGCCGAGAUGACCAAGUGCGUGGCUCGAAAGCCCUGUUCGCACUGUGGCAAACACCAUUAAAAGAAAUCAAAUAUAUCGAUGAUUAUAGAUUUUUGUUAUACGUAUGUAAAAUAAAUAUUACUUUUUAAAUGGUUUCUCGAUUUUAUUCUGGGGCUUUUCUUGGCUCACUCCUGACUUUGUAUACAUACAUAUAGAUUUAGCUUUGCGUUUUGGGGGCGAAGUUAACUAUAGUGUGUGUGUGUUCUAGACUGUGCUUUAAUCGGAAAUUGUUAAUUGUUUAUCGUCUCGCUUUGAGUGUUUUGUGUGGAGUAUUUAUUAGUUAUUUAGUCUAGGAGGCCGAACCAAAACGUAUAGAUUUGUAUAACUAGCAAAAAAAAAAAAGGAAAUCGAAUGGGAAAAUAUCUCUAAAUAUAUAUAUAUCGAUUUUGGUGUAUUUACAAUCCCUAAUAUUAAAAUAUUCAUUAAAUAUAUUAUUUCUCGUGUCUUUUCUCUUUUUUGAAAGGAAACUCAUACUAUAAAAACUCGUUUAAACCAAAUAAUUGCUCUAGAAUUCGAUGGAAACACCAAUUUACGACAACCUUUUUCUUUUAAUUUUUUUUAGUUUCGCUGAAUUUUUUGCUUUAAUUACAAAUAAAUUUCACAACUUCAAAAACCUUAAAUUUACAGAUGUAUUUAAUUGCUAGGACGUUCUCUUGUGUAAUCCCCUGGAAAUCCAAAAAGAGAGCUCUUUAGAUCUGGGAAUCACUUCCGGGUGUAAGCAAGGAGGGUGCCAAGUUUGAGGGGGGGAAAACGUAAGACAACAAAAUUCACCUAGCUCUUCUUCGCCUCCUUCCUUGUCUCGACUUAUUACAUAACGUCUAUAAUAUGUUUAAUAAUAUAAUAUAAAGUGUGUGUUAUGCAAACUAAUUUCUACGCAAUUCACAAUUCGCUUUUCGUUUAUUUGUGUAAUUUCUUUUUUUGUUUUUUUAACGUUGCAUUAACUUUAGUUAUAUUUUAUAUAUAUAUAUUAACUAUAUAAAAUUUCUUUUUAUUCAUUUUUUACAUGCACAAUCUCAUGAGGCCAAAAACGUAGACAAUUUUGAUAAUAUUUCAUGUGUCGGUAGUGUGUUUUUUUGUGUUUGUUGUUGGUU
This is a messenger RNA of Drosophila kikkawai, 3825 nucleotides long. Its product is annotated as DM7 family protein GG17591. The record is from RefSeq and is a predicted model, not a curated record. NCBI's taxonomy places the organism in Eukaryota, Metazoa, Arthropoda, Insecta, Diptera, Drosophilidae.